CAUCUAUAAAGCGUCGAAGUCAACUAAUCUGUCAGAAGGCAUAGGUAGCUUGGGUCCGCGCCGGAGGACAGUCGAUAUUUCUGUGCCAAUGCAUCUUCGCGCGCAGAACAUCAUAGUCAGUUGGCAACGCGAUACAGUCUAGGGCGCGCCUCCCGUUCCGGAUUCUCCUCUCAAUCCUGGAGAGCUAGAUGCUUCCGCCACGUUUCCCUCUCAGCCUACGGGCGCAACGUAUCUUGCUCGCCAUUGUACUCUUUUCUCUGCUUGUCUCCGCUGGUCAGGUCAACAGGACAAUUGACGACACCUACGGGGAUCUGGUGACCGGUUUAUUACCAACUUACACCAGCAACUGGAACCCUGGUCAGGGAUGCUCUGGCUGUGCAGUUCAACCAAGCAAGAGCGAGGCCUAUGCAGGGACAUGGCACGACACGACUUCGAACAAUCCGAAUAGUACUUCUGGCCACUAUGUAACAAUACAGUUCACAGGAACCGCGAUAUGGAUGAGCUGUAUCCUGGUCAACAAUGCUACAACAGGCAUAACCAUCUUCACCAACGUUAGCAUCGAGUUGGACAGUCGCGAAGCUGGUACCUACACCCAUGUUCCGGAUCCGACCGCUGCUCAAUACGUCUACAAUGUCACCGUCUUUGGCCAGACGGGGCUCAGCAACAACUCGCAUACGCUGGUGAUGACGGCGGUGCAGGGGUCUCAGCCGUCCCUCCUACUGUUCGACCGGGCCAUAUACACGUGAGUCCACACUGGCCUACUGUUUCCCUGCAAGCCGACAAUUGACACUCGUAAAGCUUUGAUGACGGCGAGACAAGCCUGUCCAGUACCUCAUCUGCGACGCAGUCAAGCACAGCGACGUCAAGCACAGGGAGCCCGAGUAGCACAGAUGCAGUCGUAGAUCAAACUCA
This is a messenger RNA of Fomitopsis serialis, 912 nucleotides long. RefSeq lists its product as uncharacterized. Lineage: Eukaryota; Fungi; Basidiomycota; Agaricomycetes; Polyporales; Fomitopsidaceae. Bases 189 to 746 code for a protein of 185 amino acids. The record is from RefSeq and is a predicted model, not a curated record. The transcript is spliced from 3 exons.